CAGCAGUACAAUUCCAUGCAAUGCACCUCAUACGUAUCACGAGUCUCUAAGUAAAGGAAUGGAGGUAGAAGAUGCAGUAGAGCUGUUGAAAGCAGUGUCGCAAAUUUCUGAUGAACCCGAACAAGUAGAGAAUGUUGCCAAAGUCCUUGAGUAUCAGCCACUUGCCUUAGCAGCAGCAGCCUUUUAUGUUCAAACGGUUGUAAUGAACGGAUCUCCAGACUACAGUUGGGCACGUUACAAGGAAGUAUUAAGCAAGGGUCAGCGAGAAGCGACUGAGGAACUCCUUGCCAGUGAGAGCUCAGCUUAUCCCAAAACAAUGACGACAGCAAUCCAAAUUGCUCUAAAAAGAGCUGUCCAAAGCGAUGAAGUUCUCUGUCAGGCGUUUUCUUUCCUUUCACUCUGUUCUUCAGAAUUGCUGCCAGUUGAAGCUGUUGUAAACUUUGUCAAAGCACGCAUUCAGUCAGGGCUACCACAGGAGCUAAUAAAAGCUAAGAUUUUGAAAUCUUGCCUAGUCCUUUCCUCGCCAGCAGAUCAGCAGGGGCCCGAAUGUCUGCGUUUGCAUAACACCGUCCAUGAAGUCCUCAAACAAGGGACAAUUAGGAAACUGGAGCCAGCAGAUAGAAAUCAGAAUCUGGUAACGGCCAUAAAGAUAUUGACACCCCUGCUUACAUUAGAAGAAAAACAAUUCAAAACAACAAGGUACUACGGCUGUCUAAUGUUGAAUAAAAUGACGUCUCACUGCAAAGCACUGCUUGAGAGCGCCAUACGUGAUUUCACAUGUCCAGAAAGCGAUUUGAUGAAGGAAUUGACUUCAAUUAUUGCUCUUGAAGAAGUUGUUGAAUGGCUAUGUUCCACUGCACGCAAUUGUAAUCGACUUGAUGAUUUAGCAUCUGCAAACAGGAUUUCUGAAUUAGCCUGUAACCUGCUGAAGAACGUGAGCAAUGCCUUGGAAGACACCUGGUUAACGAAAAUGGCAUUCGUAACACGCGGAGAUGUUUACUUUAGCGUUGGUAAACAUCAGCAAGCCAAGGAGCAGUAUGAAAAGGUUUUGACGAUCUGUUUAACGACUUCUGGUAAAUCGCAUCCCAGUACAGCAAUCAUUUAUAAACAGUUGGGAUCAGUGUACCACCAAACUGGACAAUACAAUCAAGCCAAAGAUUGCUUUGAAAAGGCUUUGGAUAUCCACACUUCGAUUAACGGUCAAGAGAACAGCACGGUAGCAAGCCUUUAUUACGACCUGGGUGGUGUUUAUUACACUAUUGGAAAAUAUAAAGAAGCCAAAAGACUCGUUGAGAAUGCACUGGCGAUUAACAAAAAGAUUCACGGUGAAGAGCAUGCUUAUGUGGCAGAUAGUUAUAGCAGAUUGGGUGCUGUGUACCACAGCAUGGGAGAAUUCAAGAAAGCUAAAGAACUCCAUGAUAUGGCAAUAAUGAUUCGGAAAAAGGUCUACGGCGAAGUGCACACUGCUAUAGCAGAAAGUUAUAGCCACUUAGGAGCUGUUUCCAGCAGCAUUGGAGAAUUUAACACAAGCAAAGACCUUUACGAGAAGGCACUGGUGAUUCGGAGAAAUGUAUACGGUGAAGAGCACGGGGCAGUCGGAGCAAAUUAUAACAACUUGGGACAUGUGUACCUUAACAAUGGAGAACUCAAACAAGCCAAGGAACGUUUUGAGAAGGCACUGACGAUCAUGAAAAAGAUAUUUGGCGAGGAUCAUCCUGAUGUAGCAGCUGGUUACUUGAAUUUGGGAAUUGUUUACCGCUGUAUGAAACAGUACAAUCUAGCCAAAGAACACCUAGAAAAGGCGCUGAUGAUCCAGAAAAGGACUGAAUUAGGUGAAAAGAAUGAACUAACAUCAGAAAUGUAUCGCAACUUGGCGACUGUGUACGGUAGUACUGGAGAAGUACAUAAAGCCAAAGAAUUUGACGAGAAGGCAAUGGACAUUGCAAAACAAACUUGUGGGCAAAAGCAUCGACUUGCAAUUCAUCACGAUUUACAACGGCUGCAUCUACCAAAAGACUGAAGAAAACGACUAAGCCAACGAAUGCUAAGAAAAGGAACUGAGAUUCAGUUAUUGAGGGCUCACAGUGAAAAGCAUGUCACUGUAACAAGAAGUUGUAACAUCUUGGAAAGUGUACACCACUCCGACACCAGUAUUGGAGAUUGCGUGCCCGAAUACGUGUGGGCUGGCCAGUUUAUGCUUAGUCUGUUCAUGGCUUCCUGGAUCUCUACACAGCGUUUUGCUCUCCAUUCCAAUUCAUUUAAGACGUGAGCAAAUAUAGAGACCAAAAUAAAAUAAACUUCUUUGAAAAACAAUUAAAAGCAAGCAAUCGCUUAAGCUCAUUCCCC
Messenger RNA from Orbicella faveolata, 2346 nucleotides. RefSeq lists its product as uncharacterized. The record is from RefSeq and is a predicted model, not a curated record. Lineage: Eukaryota; Metazoa; Cnidaria; Anthozoa; Scleractinia; Merulinidae.